Messenger RNA from Arabidopsis lyrata subsp. lyrata, 896 nucleotides. Its product is annotated as heavy metal-associated isoprenylated plant protein 41. Gene Ontology annotation, molecular function: rRNA (uridine-N3-)-methyltransferase activity. Lineage: Eukaryota; Viridiplantae; Streptophyta; Magnoliopsida; Brassicales; Brassicaceae. The transcript has 2 exons. The coding region runs from base 511 to 888 and encodes 125 amino acids. The record is from RefSeq and is a predicted model, not a curated record. Gene Ontology annotation, cellular component: cytoplasm. Gene Ontology annotation, biological process: rRNA base methylation.
UUAGUUCAAUUCGACUUCUGUGUUUUCUAGAAAUCACUCAAAACUUGAUUGAUCAUAGCUUGAUGAAUUGAUCUAGGCUCCAUUUAGUUGAAACUCCAAUUAAUGAUCAUGUGUUUGAAUUUUCAAAUGAAGCUCGUUUGUUAGCUUGGAGCCAAAAGGCUUGUUGCUUUUUUUUUUUCAUGUUGCAGUCUCUUUCUUCUUCAGAUUAUUCUCCCAUUGUCAUCAAUGGCGUUGCGUCUUCUAAUCGCUAACGCUAGAAACAAAACGCCUUUUCCAAUAGUCCAUGUCACCUUAUUUAGCAACAAAUAUACUACUACUUUAUGGGCUUAAACCAAGUUUAAUCAGUGAUCACCUUUUGAUUUGUGGGUAAAACGAAUCGUCGUUUUCAUUUUCUGGAGAAGCUAAACCGUCCCUCUUCUAUAAGCUUAUACAUCAACAGACCGGACAUAGUUACGUUAGUAUAUGUCGUAAGAUAAAAAAAAAACAUCUUCAUUCAUCACUACAUUGGCGAUGAGAGAGCUUUCGGAGCUUAACAGAGACGAUGAUGAACACGUAUGGCUCAAACACUAUUCAUCCAAGCAUCAGAUACUUCUAGUAGGCGAAGGAGAUUUCUCCUUCUCUUGCAGCUUAGCCACUUGCUUCGGCUCUGCUUCCAAUAUCUACGCUUCCUCUCUCGAUUCAUUCGAUGAUGUUGUUAGAAAGUACAAGAAGGCAAGAUCAAAUCUUGAAACUUUGAAGAGACUUGGAGCUUUCCUUUUACAUGGAGUUGAUGCUACCAAACUGCUACUCCAUCCUGAUCUUCAUUAUAGAAGAUUUGAUCGUGUCAUCUUCAACUUCCCGCACACCGGUUUCCAUGGCAAAGAGUCUGAUCCCUGUCAAAUACAGUAAGCUCAACA